Messenger RNA from Dissoconium aciculare CBS 342.82, 1819 nucleotides. RefSeq lists its product as uncharacterized. The transcript is spliced from 2 exons. Lineage: Eukaryota; Fungi; Ascomycota; Dothideomycetes; Mycosphaerellales; Dissoconiaceae. The record is from RefSeq and is a predicted model, not a curated record. The coding region runs from base 431 to 1549 and encodes 372 amino acids.
CUUUCGCACGCGUGUCUCUGCUCACCGCGAGCUCCCACCCCGGUUUUUCCAAGUCAAACUGAUCGCCCACCUUUUUUGGUUUUGGCCUUCUUUCUUCCCCUCCCCAUCAAUUCCCUGCCCGUGCCCGCUGUCCGUUUGACCCUCUGUCUGUUCCGCCGGUUUUUCUUCUCCAUCCCAUCAGCUUGCCGCCGCCCACCAUCAAUCCAAUUCUAUCCCAAGUCCCCACACCCGCCCGCCGGUCGACUUUUCGCCUUUUGGCCUUUUCCCGCUGGAGCUGUCAUCCACCUGCACCUUCUACUCUCCGCCAUCACCAACCAUCUGUUUACCCGAUCGCAUUUCGCGUACAUCACGAACACCACGUUGAUUUUUGUUUUCCAACACAUCAUUGCGAUCGCGUACCCUACGCGAUUCUGAAUCUGUCAUCGUCGACAUGGCCAACAGUGCGAGUGAGAAGAAGACGGUCGUCGUCGAUGUUGAGCGCUUCGUCCACACGCGCAACGCGCUCAGCACAUCCUUCCUCGGCCUGUCCAACUCCAUCGACAAGGCCGUCAAGGCUUACAUCGAUCACACCCAAUCCGUCUUGGAAGGCGAUGCGACCCUCGACCUGAGCUUGUUGAUCGCGCCAUUCGAUUCCCUGCAGAGCGCCGCCGCGGUCCACAACGCGCUCGCCGCCAACAGCACAGACGACCUCGACGGCGGCAAGAAGAAGCGAAAGCGCAACUACAAGGCGCGCGAUCCCAAUGCGCCCAAACGUCCCCUGACCGCCUACUUCCGCUACCUCCAAGAGAACCGCGCCCGCAUCGCCGGCGAGAUCGCCGAUGGGUCCCGCGAGGCCGGCGACGUCGGCAAGAUCCUGACCCUCAGCUGGAACGCCAUGACGCCCGAGGAGCACGAGGCCUACCGGGAGGACUACAAGCGCGAAUGCUUGAAGUACGACCAGGCCGUGCUGGACUACAAGGCGGCCGGCGGCAAGCUCGACGACGAGGACGACGCCAACCCGGAAGAGCAGGACAGCAGCGAGGUGGAGCCACAACAGGCCAAGGCCAAGCCCGCAUCGAAGAAGUCCGCCGCCGCUCCCUCCCCGGCCGCGCCCAAGACCAAAGCCGCGGCGAAGCCUUCUGCGAGCAAGAAAGCCGCCGCGACCGAUGCCGCUGCCGCACCCACGCCGAAGAGCGCGGGCAAGAAAUCCCGCCCCAGCACCGCCGCCGCCGCCGACUCCGACAGCAACAAGCCCGAGACCCCCGCCAACAAGGCGCCGCGCAAGCGCAAAGCCCCCGCCUCGAAAUCCGACGCGGCCGCCGACGAGGAGGCCCCCAAGGCCAAGCGCGGCCGCAAGAGCAAGGCCGACAAGGACGCCGACGCCGCCGACGCCAAGAGCGCGGCGACCCCGGCGUCGGGCGCGGCGGCCUCCUCUGCUGCUACCGCCAACGCCGGCGCACCCGCCGCGACGCCCAACUCCGAGGCCAAGAAGUCCAAGAAGGCGGCGGCGUCGACGGGGAAGAAGAGGAAGUCGGAGGCGGCGGCUGCUUCGGCCACCGCUGCUGCGUAGGUAGGCGCGGAUGUCCUCGGCGUCGGGUCAGCAGAAAAAUCAAAUCGGGAUGGGGUCUGGUCUGGCCCUUUUGAAACGGAUGAUGUGGUGGCGGGCGAUGCUCCGGAAUUCCCCUCUUGUCGUGUGUGUUCUUGUCGUUGAUUUGGGUCGGUUUUUCGAUUGAUGUUUUCUUUUUGUCUCGUUUCAUCUGUUUCGUGAUCGAAUAAUGGAAAUACGGUCUCAUGAAAUUCUCAAACUCCAUCAUGCCAAAACGUUGUCUCUUCCUCCUUU